UUGCUCAUGCCAGAUACGAAUAAUAUUCGUAGAUAUUUGCGUUUAUUCUCAAUACUUUCCUGCGACAGACCCGCUUGCUUUGGAGUCGUCGACGCCUCAACAGUUAACGGGAUGCCGGAGCAGUGACAAAUGGUUGGCUCAGGCUCCCCAUGAAUUCGCUUCUCAGGUGAAAGCACGACAGAAGACCGUUCAGCCGCAGUUGGCCUUCUGCUGGGGUGAAGGUGACUCGCUACGCCGCUGAGGAGAGGGAUGCAGAGAAGAAGCUGCGAGCCGUCCACUACUUGCUGUCGUCCUGCAAGCUGAACAUACGAAUAUUAUAGAUAGGCUGGCCGUGGGAUUUUAUCAGUGACUGUGUAUGCAUGUGUUCUGCACCGAACGGGCGCAUUAACCGCCCCAGAUCCGCAGCGAACAUUUUCCAGCUCGGCAAACCACCGCAGAGGGACCCCGAGCGCCGGGAGAGCACCGAGAGCGCGCGGAAAGCCCAGCGGGCCGUAGGCGACUGUAGGAUGACUGUCCAAGAAUUCAACACUCUUGUGGCGCUGUACCGAGAACAGGUCAUCUCUAUUGGGGAGAUUUCUGCCGAUGGUCCCUCUUUACGGGCCGUGUUGCACCGUACCAGGACCAAAGGAUGCGCUAUGGCCCAAGCUGCCCAUCAGAACCUCACCGUGAUAUCUGGGUCUGGGCCAGGGGAUGGGGAGAUCCACCCAGAGAUCUGCCGGCUCUUCAUCCAGCUGCAGUGCUGCCUGGAGAUGUUCAUCACGGAGAUGCUCAAGUCCAUGUGUCUAUUGGGGGUACUGCAGCUCCACAGGAAAGGAAAGGAUUCAUACCCGGAGCCCAGGCUGGACUUCAAGAUGGAUGAGAGUUCUGAUGUACCCAUCCUGGAGGAGCGCUCUUCCUCACCUGUGGACUACCAACACGAGUCCUGGCUGGUGUGCACCGAUAUUGAAAACAUAGAGAGGGACAUGCGAGAGAUGAGAAACCUACUCAGCAAACUUAGGGAGACCAUGCCUUUACCACUAAAAAACCAAGAUGACAGCAGUCUGCUGAAUCUCACUCAAUACCCGCUAGUCAGGCAGAGGAAGAGGCGCUUCUCUGGGUUCUGCUGCCUGGUGUCUGGCUGAGUCAGUCGGGUCCUGCAGGCAGCAGCAAGGGCAGCACACCAACCCUACACAACACCUUACAUGUUAUUACUGCCAUUUGGGGAAGGAACUUUCUGAUCAGUCUGUCUUUAUUUUGUAAUAUGAUUAUAUGUAGAAAAAGCUAUUCAAAUAUAAUGU
This is a messenger RNA of Oncorhynchus nerka (sockeye salmon), 1277 nucleotides long. RefSeq names its product regulator of G protein signaling 7 binding protein b (gene rgs7bpb). Lineage: Eukaryota; Metazoa; Chordata; Actinopteri; Salmoniformes; Salmonidae. The transcript is spliced from 6 exons. The record is from RefSeq and is a predicted model, not a curated record. Gene Ontology annotation, biological process: G protein-coupled receptor signaling pathway. The coding region runs from base 360 to 1121 and encodes 253 amino acids. Gene Ontology annotation, cellular component: nucleus; neuron projection; postsynapse.